Monoraphidium neglectum is the source of this 675-nucleotide messenger RNA. RefSeq lists its product as hypothetical. The coding region runs from base 1 to 675 and encodes 224 amino acids. The record is from RefSeq and is a predicted model, not a curated record. The transcript is spliced from 4 exons. Gene Ontology annotation, cellular component: endoplasmic reticulum membrane. NCBI's taxonomy places the organism in Eukaryota, Viridiplantae, Chlorophyta, Chlorophyceae, Sphaeropleales, Selenastraceae. Gene Ontology annotation, molecular function: diacylglycerol O-acyltransferase activity. Gene Ontology annotation, biological process: triglyceride biosynthetic process.
AUGACAGAGGGCGUCGCCGCCAAAAAGCAGCCGGCCCCUGCCGUGGCCACGACGGGCGGCGGCGGCGGCGGCGCCUUGUCCCACGCGCUCCACGAGCGCGUCCUCGCGCCGCUGGUGUGCGCCUCUUUCGUCGGCGCGAUACUCGCGUCGACGCUGCUGUGCAACGCGGCGGUCGCCGCGGUGCUGCUGUGGCCGCGCUGGGCGCCCGGCUGGACGCUGCUGGCGCUCAUGGCCGCGCUGGCGCUCUCGCCCAUUGGCGGCGACACGCCGCGCUGGGCGGCCGCAUACAUCUCUUACGCCUGCCGUGCGGCUGCCGGGUACUUCUCCGCCACCCUCGUCCUGGAAGACGAGGGGGCGAUCGCCGCAGACAGGCCCUACAUCAUAGCCCUGGAGCCGCAUUCCGCGCUGCCCACUGGCGUGCCCGUCGCGUUUGGCACCUACUCCGCGCUGCUGCCGCCCUCGCUGCAGGGCCGGACGCACGGCCUCGUCUCCUCGGUUUGCUUCAAGUUCCCUAUCGUGCGCCAGCUGUACCGCUGGUGGGGCUUCCGGCCUAUCACCAAGGGCAGCAUGCGACGCCUGCUGGCCGCGGGCAGGGCGGUGGUGCUGGUGCCGGGCGGUGUGCAGGAGUGCCUGGUGAUGGAGCAUGAGGGGGUGGAGGUGGCGUUCCUGCGGUGA